Macrosteles quadrilineatus (aster leafhopper) is the source of this 2463-nucleotide messenger RNA. RefSeq lists its product as uncharacterized. Bases 170 to 2335 code for a protein of 721 amino acids. The record is from RefSeq and is a predicted model, not a curated record. The transcript has 3 exons. NCBI's taxonomy places the organism in Eukaryota, Metazoa, Arthropoda, Insecta, Hemiptera, Cicadellidae.
UUGAAAAACAUACUUGUUUGCAAUAUCAGACAGCUACUGCGUUACAGUCUACAUUACAAAACAUGGGGAACAUUACUUGAAAUACACCACAAAAUGUAAGAGGAAAGCUUAAAACAUAGGAAGACAGGAAGCUGGUACAGAUAACACGGAUAAAGGGUUUGGGAAUAGAAUGAAUGUUACUACAUCAAAUAUUCCUACAGAAAAUCGCUUAGGCAUGAAGAAUUUGGCAUUAACCUUACAGAACCCUACCUCUCCAAUUAUUGAAGAAAUAGAUUUCAAGUCUAUACAUCAGCGCUCCGAACAAAUGCCUUUAUUCGAACAUGAAUUUGGAAUUCUUCUCUGUGACUUAUUAUCAGAAUUUGACUUGGAGUUAGAGACUUUAUACUUAUCAGAAAAUUUAGCCGAAUGUAUAGUAAGAAAACAUAGUGGCAUUCUUCAAAGGUUUGUUAUUGGACGACAACGACAAUAUAACAAUUUACCAUCACAUUACGAUUCAUUUACAGAAAAUGAUUUCCCCAAGGAAGUAGUUUUAAGCCAAUCAAGAGGUUUGGACACUGAAUUCUCAAGGGCUGCUGAACCUCAACAGAGAAAAUUGCUUUGUUUUGACGUAAAAUAUGGAGACAUUGACAAUUAUUUUAAACUGGAUAACAUUAAAAACCGAGAAGAUCAUAAAUGUGGAUGUAACUGUUUAAAAAAUUAUAAAGGUUCCCAGAACCAUUUCCCUAAAAUCAAAGAAAAUCAGGAAUCAUCGGAUCCAGCCCUGAAUAAUCUCUUAGUGUAUGAGGAAACAAGGCAGUUCAAGAGUGGAGAUGAUAUAACAAUUGAACGCUUCCAGCGAUACAAAAUUCGACCAUCAAAAGAAAAGUGGUCACAGAUAGUGAUGGGUACAGGAAAAGUAAAACCCAAGGUCAAUGGACAUGAACAACUUCACCCCCCAAUGUCGAACAGUCAUCGGACGUGCUUCAAGGAUCGAAGUGAGCCAUCGAUCUUAAACAUGACAACCUCGAACUUUCCUUCUAAUGACAUAAACCAAGUUUUACCCAAACGACUGCCUGGGACUGCAACGCAACAAUAUAUAUUUAAGAAGCCUCAAGGCAAAGAACUUAAAGAAAGAUAUAUUUUACCUAAGCAGACAAAAUUUAAAACCUUUGCCUCCAGAUAUAAACGAAUAAACAAUAUUAUGUCGGAGUCCGAACCACCUAAUGUCUUGAAUAAUUUCAACACACCAGCCACAGAAGUGAUUGGAAAUCGGAGAAAGAAUUUAAGAUCAGGAGUAUUUUGCAAAGUUGAAGAAAUGACUUCUAAGGAACGAAAGGCUUUUUUUACGUGUCAUGUUAGAGAUGAUAAUGCCAUUGAUGAACGACAGCCUCGCUUCAACCGUCACAGAAAGUUUGUAAAUGCAUUCAAGCCAUCGACAGUUAAUGCACAUCAGCCUUUGAAAAGGUGCACCGAUGCUCACUCUCCCCAACCAGCUCAUGAAGUGAAUAUUUACAUAAAACCAAAAGAUACUUCAAUUCCUGUUACUCAAAGAACUCUAACUGUUACUAAAACGCAAAACAUUGAUGGAACGAUACAAGCUCAUAAAGUAGAACAGAAGAAGGAAACGAUUGGACUGACCUAUGCGAAAUCCUGUGAAAAUGAAAAAGAACGAGUUGUUCAUGUGACGAACAAAGAAACGAGGAACAAAAGUCACAACAACGUACAAGAACAUGUUUCGAAUCACACAUCUUUAUACAUUCAGAGUGGGAAAUUAAACCACAAUGAGGAUGACAACGAAGUAUUCAACUAUGAGCUGGGAGGAAACUUUGAUAUUAAAUUAAAAAGUAAAGCAGAAAGUUUAAGAAAUAGCAUAGUAUCCCAAAAAUCUUUAUUAAUCAAGGACGCCAUAUUAGACGACUCAAUAAGUCCAGUUAAACACUUAAAAGAGACAAAGGAGCAGCUACUUUCUAGACAUAUUAAUCAAAUUGGUAAGAUAAGUUCAACAAGUAAACCAAUAAUUAAGGAAAUACUCUGGGCCCAAAAAUCUCCCCCGAUCUCAACUGUUACAACUAGCCCUGAUGUGUUUAGGCAUAGUACAACAAGUCGGCGCAUGGAUACCAACUGCGAAAACUAUAUAGAAGAUUAUAGUACCAAUUGUGAGCCACCCACGGCAUUCAUUGUGGAUAAAAAUACUCCUCCCUCUAAAAUCUGGACCAAUGAAUCCAACAGUCAAGAUUACAUAAAAUGGGAGGUGGAACAUGAGCAAACAACUGAUGAAAUGUGUAACAUUUUCACCAAAGAGGAAGAUAAUGUGAAUCAAAACCGCUCGGAUGGAAAUCAAUGCUCUGUUAUGUAGUUAUUGAGUUGUGUAUAUUAAACUUGGUAUGCUCUAACUUACUUAAUCUCACUUUAAGAAUCGAUGUUUAACUCAAAAUUAUAAAAUAUAUAUUGCCGUGAGUACAGGUUUUCUAGUGUAAACUACAA